Molecule: messenger RNA, 1159 nt
Organism: Phoenix dactylifera (date palm)
Lineage: Eukaryota; Viridiplantae; Streptophyta; Magnoliopsida; Arecales; Arecaceae
Source: RefSeq, a predicted model, not a curated record
CUAAAGCUACCUUCUUCUUCCCAUUUAUAAAUUGCGUGGAGGAUAUCAUAAGAAAGUAUUUGGAGACGAAGUCCAUGGCCCAUUCUCUUAUUCCUGCCAAACCCCCUUCCCUCACCCUCCCUUCUAGCUCUUGCCCAAAGGUUGCUCCUCAUCGUCUGUUCAUAAAAAUCUCUGCACCCCCUCGGAGGCACAGUAUCUCCGUUGCUCGAGCAAUGCAAUCCUCCGGCGUUGAUGGCACGAAGUCGAGUAAAGAGGAUGGAAAAAAGACAGACUCUAAUGCCGGCCCAGUUCAACCAUCUGGUCGUGGUCUUCCUUUACCCAACAUCCCAGUAUGGGCUAGGUGGAUGUUGGGGUCCAUAUUUUGCGUUGCCUUGCCAUUCUACAGGAGAAUACUGAGGCUAGAAGAUGGGGUGGAGAAGGCUGCUGAAACUGUCAUAGAGACUGUCGAGAAGGUGGCAGAGAUUACAGAGAAGAUAGCUUCUGAUGUGGCUGAUGCACUUCCUGGCGAUGGAAGGUUAAAGGAGGUAGCUUUGAAGAUUGAAGACAUUGCAGACCAUGUAGACCAGGAUGCAGAGAAAGCUGAAGCCUUCCUUCAGAAGGUUGAUCAAAUAGAAGAAGAGGUGGAUGCAUUGGUGGAGCCUAUCAUUGAGAAAGAAGAGCUCGUAGAGGAAAAAAUCCAAGCAGAGAAGGAAGCCAAAGAGAGAGAAAUUCCAGCAGACAAAGGGGCCAACCCAGGCACAGCUCAGUCAGAAGACACAGGGGAAACAAGUGAUAAAUAAAAAAUGGGGGAAAAAAAAAUGCUCCCCCUUAGUAUUAUAAUUGAUUGUUCUUUUCAAAAGUUUGUAUUAAUAUCUGUCCUGUGCCCUUGACUUGUUCCACUUUCCUAAAGAAAUAUUCGUGGUGUACUUUAUGACAUAAGUUGAGCCAGGACUAAUUUGCUAUUUGACAAGAAAUACAUGGGUUAGUCCUUAAGCUUAGGUCAGGUGCAAACCAAGUCCAUGAACUCAACAUCAGUCUGCAGGAGAAGUGGAAUCUUCCACAGCACCCAUGUCAAAAACAAAAGAUUUCACCUUCUAUGAAUUAGCCAUAGAAGUGUGGAGUCAAUAUUUAAACAGAAAGCAAAUGAAUGAGAAACUUGUAUUUUGUCCAAAAGUAGUCA